This is a messenger RNA of Talaromyces atroroseus, 1182 nucleotides long. RefSeq lists its product as hypothetical. Gene Ontology annotation, cellular component: membrane; Golgi apparatus. Lineage: Eukaryota; Fungi; Ascomycota; Eurotiomycetes; Eurotiales; Trichocomaceae. Bases 1 to 1182 code for a protein of 393 amino acids. The transcript has a single exon. The record is from RefSeq and is a predicted model, not a curated record. Gene Ontology annotation, biological process: retrograde vesicle-mediated transport, Golgi to endoplasmic reticulum.
AUGCCUCUCAGGGUCAAUCUCCCCCCGGCGACGCGCAUCCUCCUGAUCAGUCAGUUAGCCCUCUCUUUUCUGUACAACGUCGCAAGAUGGAGGCAACUCGGCGACGCUCCGCCUUCUGCACAGCAUCCCAGCCCGAUCGUUCCCUAUCUCACUCUUGUUCCGUCGAUGUUUUACUACUAUCCAUGGACUAUCCUCACGGCAACCUUCGUGGAGCAGAAUAUUUUCACCGUAUUGAUCAACGGAGUUACGGUUUUCUACGGCGGGAAAUACCUCGAGCGAGCAUGGGGUUCUAGGGAAUUUGGUAAAUUCAUUCUGGUCAUCGCCCUCAUUCCGAAUGUCGCGAUGCUUUUAAUCUAUAUUUUCUGGGCUGCGGUCACUGGCAGCAGUCUCCGAGGGUACGCUUUUUGGAUCUCCCCCGAUGAUGAUUGUCUCUCUUCUUGCGCGGUGCCGUCUGAUAACCCCAUCAUUCUCAGUCUGACCCAAAUCUGCGGCGGCGUUGCGCUGCAGGCAUCUUUCCUCGUCGCAUUCAAGCAGCUCGUUCCUGAGCAUACUGUUACGAUUCUGAAGGGCAUUGUCAAGAUGCGGGUAAAGCACUUCCCUGCUAUUUUCUUGCUUCUCAAUACCUUCAGCGGAGUUGUCUUUGGCACCGAUACGGCUGCGAUCCUCGCUUGGCUCGGCCUUCUUGCUAGCUGGACAUACCUGAGGUUUUACAAAUAUCAGCCCGAUCUCACCGGCACCUCCACCAAUGGCUUAGGUUUGAAGGGAGAUGCAAGUGAGACCUUUACCUUUGCAACUUUCUUCCCCGAUGUGGUACAGCCCCCGAUUUCUUUUGUUGCCGAUCAAAUUUAUGCCUUCCUUGUUGCAUUGAAGGUCGUUACGCCAUUCUCCGCCGAAGACAUUGCCUCUAGCACCGAGAAUGCUGUGGCCCGUGGUCAAGCCGGCCUUCCUUCGCUUUUGAGCAAUGCUGGGGGCGGCAUGAGAGGCAUGGGCAAGCGGGAAGAAGCUGAACGCCGACGAGCACUUGCACUCAGAGCUCUUGACCAAAGACUUCAAGCUGCCACUGCCAGCAAGCCUCCCGCACUGUCUAGCCAAUCCCCAGCCCCUUCGAAUACCGCCGCGCCUACCGUAUCUUCUGGGCAGAACAUGCUUGGCGAAACUAGCUACACCCCCGAUAAUUCGUGA